ACCUACAAUUAAGAUGCUGAAAAUGAAAGGCCCAAGCUCCAAAAUAAUUGUCUCCAUUAUUUUAAUCCUUUUGGCUUCCCUUUCUUGUGCAUCUUCACAUCCUGCCAUUCAAAAUUUUCUCCAAUGCCUUCCCACUAACUCUAAUCCUUCUCAUCCAAUUGCGGCUGCCAUUUACAUUGCCGAGUAUUCGUCUUUUGAAUCUGUCUUGAAAGCAUAUGCAAGAAACUGCAGAUUUACUACCCUGAAAUCUCCUAAACCUCUUGCCAUUAUAGCUGCCCUGCAUAAAUCCCAUGUCUAGGCAACUGUUAUUUGUACAAAGAGAAAUGGCCUGCAGAUUAGAAUCUGAAGUGGAGGUCACGACUACGUGGGCCUUUUCCUAUGUAUCCAAGGUCUCUUUCGUCAUCCUUGAUAUGUUUAAUCUUCAAUCCAUUCAUAUCGAUAUUGCCAAGGAGACUGCAUGGGUGCAAACUGGUGCCACACUAGUCGGCACUGGAGGUCAUUUCAGCGGAGGUGGCUAUGGGGUCAUGAUGAGGAAACAUGGUCCCUUUGUUGAUAUUAUCAUAGAUGCACAGAUUGUAGACGCCAUUAGAGGAGGAGGUGGAGCUAGCUUUGGAAUCAUCCUUUCAUGGAAAAUUAAAUUGGUUCAAAUCCCACCCAAAGUUACAAUGUUCAAUGUUUCUAUUACCUUGAAACAAGGCGCAAAUGAUAUCCUUUACCAAUGGCAAGAAGUUGCCCCUAAACUACCGGGGGAUCUCUUCAUUAGAGCAAUAGUAGACAAUGUCAAUGGAACUAUAACAGCUAGAUUGCAAGGAAAUGAGCUGGCUAAAUUCAACCCUGUUCUCGGAUGGACAUCCGGAGGGAAGAAGUUACGAAAUUUUUUACAACAGAACAUUGACACAAGGGUGGGGAUCAAAUUCAUGCAAUGGAGUCCUUAUGGAGGAAGAAUGAGUGAGAUACUAGAAGCCGAAACCCCAUUCCCGCAUAGAGCAGGAAAUCUGUUCAAACUUCAGAAUUGUAUGGUGUGGUAUCACGAUAAUGUUAUCAAGGAUGGCAUCAAAUCUAUUAGAGAGUUGAAUGGUGUAAUGACUCCAUACGUCUUGAGUAAGCCAAGGGAGGCAUUUCUCAAUUACAGAGAUCUUGAUAUUGGUAAACGAAGCAAUUCAAGUAAAGCGGGGACUUGAAAGAGGCUGGAAUUUAUGGGAUCAAGUACUUCAAAGGUAAUUUGGGGGGACUGAUAAAGGUAAAAGCCGCGGUUGAUCCUGAUAAUUUCUUUGUAAACGAACAAAGCAUUCCUCCAAUUUUAUAACAAGGAUCUGUUUGCUAGAGUAGAAAUUUUUAAUAUAAUAAGGAGAUUUUU
Molecule: messenger RNA, 1357 nt
Organism: Rubroshorea leprosula
Lineage: Eukaryota; Viridiplantae; Streptophyta; Magnoliopsida; Malvales; Dipterocarpaceae
Source: the annotation of a GenBank genome assembly